AUGCACGUUGUCGUGGUGCCUUCACAUGUGAAUUUGGCUCGCAAUGUGAACGGAGGAAUGGAUUCUACCAGUUGUGCCAAGAUCGUCCAGGGGUUGUCGGCGUUUAAAUCCAAUAGGGAUCGCAAUGCGCGGUAUCGUGUAACGAAGCAUAAUAGAGCCGGUAGCUUGUAUCGAAAGCUACCAAAUCACUCUCCGCGAUUCUGUUUUGCCCAUUGA
Molecule: messenger RNA, 216 nt
Organism: Blastomyces gilchristii SLH14081
Lineage: Eukaryota; Fungi; Ascomycota; Eurotiomycetes; Onygenales; Ajellomycetaceae
Exons: 1
Coding region: 1-216 (71 amino acids)
Source: RefSeq, a predicted model, not a curated record